GCCUGACCUGCAUGAUGAGCGAUGUGCUUGUGGCGACAUUAGGCUCUUUGGACUGCAGCUGACGGUGGGAGUAGUUGAGGCCGUCCCAGGACGCGGUGAUCAUGUUGACCACGUUAGCAUGGACCACCGUGAAGUAGCCUCUGAGCCAAGAUGCCCCGUUCUGCAACCAAGUCCCAAGCUGACAAGCGUAAAGUUAAGACAUCUAUCCAUGAGACCACACCUCCAACACAGGACGUGAAAGAGGAAGAUGUCAUCCGUGGUCACUUAACACGAUCCCAGUGGAUAGACACAUUGAACCAGGAGGAUGCAGAUGAGACAGUGGGAGAGAUUAUGGAGGAACUCAUGAGCAAGGUCAUGGAAGGCUGUUUAAAGGUGGACAUUAAAAGACAGCUAGCACAUUACUCUGCAUCCUGGGUCUUGAGCAGCCUCACACAGACUCUCGAGCGGCAAUUUCUGUUCCUCGCUGAAGGAGAAGGAGCAGAGGAAUUACAUAAAACAGAAGACUCAGAGCCAGUGCCAGCAGCUCCAGAUCCCUGGGCUCGAGGAUCCGUGCAUGUUGUGGAAGCUCCCCCUUCACUUGAACCUGCCUUGCAACAGGAGGUUGACAUUGGCCAGAUCCCUGUACAAACAGAGCCAACAGUAAACCAGCAGUGUAAUGUUGUGGCCCAAACAAACAGCUCUCCAACACAAUCAAGAAAGGAAACAAGUCCCAGGAGGCCUGUCAGGGACAGGGACAAGCACUAUGAAGUACUUAGUCCUCGCCCCUCACCACAAGUUGAUCCAAAGAAAAAACAGCGGAUUAAUUUACCUCCAAAACCUGUUAGAAACAAAUCCUUGCCAACUCUGUCCUGUUCAGCAGAAAGAAAGGAAGUGGAGGAAGAGGGUAAAAAUAGGAGACAUUCUGUUUUGACUAGAUCAUCAUAUCAGCAUAAGGACUCCAAUGUCAUGCCUAAGCUUGAUCCCUCCUGCCUGCCCAGACAUCACAUCAUACCCUCAUAUGAGAUUUUGGAAAUCAGCUAUACGAAGCCCAACUCCAAGAAACCAGUUAGACUGCCCAAACUAGAGCAAAGAUAUAACAGGCAGCACAGUGAGUUGGCAGCAACCUCACAGAAGCCACUAUCCACCCUCAAGGAUCAGCCAUGUAAGGUUCAAGGGAAAACUGAGGAAGCUGUCUGGUUGAAGAGACCAUCUCCUAGAAAAGAAGGAACGGCGCCCUCUGGGCCUCUGAGGCUUGAUACAAUGCAGUUGGCCAAAGGUGUUUCUCUCGUGGAUCCCCAGACAGUUGACAUGAACUCUUUCAGAUUUAACUCUCCUGCUCUGUCUACCAAGCUAAAGCCGAUACGGAGUGAUGCAGCUGUGCCACUAUUAUCAUCCACACAGGUUACUGCAGGUCCACCACCUAAGGUCACCCCAGUGGGUCAGACCAAGAACUGAGACAACUGAUUGUAAACUUGAUAAUAAAUGUCAGGAGCUGUACUUAGUGGAGAAUAAGCCACUCCAUAUGUUAAUAAAAUGCAUCUCCAUGUAUUUUUAAGCUUUUCUAUAUUUGCAAUACAGUAGUGAAGCACACUGUACAUGUAUAAAAAAAAUAAUACCAAAUAAACUGUGAAUACAAUA
Molecule: messenger RNA, 1617 nt
Organism: Acanthopagrus latus (yellowfin seabream)
Lineage: Eukaryota; Metazoa; Chordata; Actinopteri; Spariformes; Sparidae
Exons: 4
Coding region: 151-1434 (427 amino acids)
Source: RefSeq, a predicted model, not a curated record